GGCAAUUUAAUUUCUCUCAACCAUAGUUAAUCUUUCGCACACUAUAUUCUCUUUUCCAAUCCACACACCUAAACCAGCGAUGUCACGUCUGAGCUCCGUCUAUAGGGUCCGCAAUCCGCCGUCAUCAGUGCGCCGCCAAACCGGCCAAAAAGAAGAUACAGUGAUCCCAAGGCUCGACUUAUCCGAAAUAACGCUGUGCUUGCAGAGCUUGGAAUUUGUUGCUAGCGAGGAACUAUUGCUGAGACCCACUGCGCAAUACGUGAGAACCUUGUAUGAUCAAGUUAUCGAUCUCUUCAUGGGGAUUUCGCCCGAAGCGUUUAACAGGAAAGUAAGAGAAUUGCAGCAGAGUGACCCGGGACCAGAUGACAUUGAGUUUGUUGACGAAUCAGUGGAGAGCUUUAACCUUAUUUUGUUGCAGAAGAUCAUGUUUCAGUUCUUGAGUAACUGCGGGUUCCACGAUUUCAAUGUUUUAGACCUUGUCCAUCCCGAUCCUCAGCGGCUUCAGAGGAUUACAAGUGCAGUGGUGAAUUUCGCCAGGUUUAGGGAAGAACACAUACUAGACUGUGAGCCGUUUUUGACCGUAAGCGAGGAAAAUUUGGAGAGGUUUAGACGAGCGCAAGAGGAAAAUGUGGAGAUUGUGAACAAAAUCAACGAGUUGGAAGGAAAGCUCCAGCCGUCAAAAUCCAAAACCACCUCCAUCGACAAAAUCAACGAAUAUAAUUCCCGUAUUGAGAAUGAAUUGAAAAAGUUGAAAAAAGUCCAGGAGAUGUUGACCAUGGAGCAUGCAAACUAUAAGAAUGAAAAGAUCAAUUUGCUCAAAAAAUUGGAGGACCACAACUACCUUAUGAUCGAAGCGAAGAAGAACUUGGACAAGAUCAAGGGUUACUUAUUAGAGAGGCCUGAAGUGCUCAUCAAAAUCAAUGAGGAUCUUCAAAACAAAUUGGACUCGGAUUCUUCUCAGUUGGCUAUCUUGGAAAACAGGUUGAGAGAUUAUUCGGCAACGAUCGAGUCUUUCCAGAUAGUUGAACAAGACUUGAGGAAUCUCUUCAAAAUCUUGGAAGAGAUUUUAAAUGAUUUGAACAAAGAGGAGCUAAACUUGAAUAAGUUGAAUAAGUUCCAGGAGCUCCACGACCUGCAAUCGAUAAGCCUAUCAAACUUGAACCGGAAAUUGCAACAGAUUACCAGACAGUUGACCAUCAAUGAAGAUAAGAUACAAAGAACCAAGAAGCAAGCUGAGGAGAAGAGAGCCAGUUUCCAAAGCAAGAUGGAGGAAUUACACUCUAAGUACGCCACAUUGGUGACGGAAAGGGACUUGAAUGAUCAAGACUUGGAGAAAAAGAAGCAAUAUAUCCUUAAUUUGGAACACAGAAUGAAUGAACUACAGAAAAACUACAAUACGGAGUUGAAAGAAACCAACUUGGAGAUUGAACGUUUGAACAACCAUUUAAAGUUGUAUCUAAGUGAGAUGGAAAAGAAGGUGAAGAACUAGGUUAUCUGGUCUGUCUGAGGUUUAUAUGGGUAUAAUUGUUAACUUGUUUCAUGCUUAGGGGUAUUGAUGGUUAUUAGAGCUGAAGAGUAAAAUAUAUGCAAUCAAAACUCCAAACUGCGGGUAAUCCGCCUGAUAUCGAGAAUGUAAAUUUA
Babjeviella inositovora NRRL Y-12698 is the source of this 1641-nucleotide messenger RNA. RefSeq names its product kinetochore-associated Ndc80 complex subunit (gene NUF2). Lineage: Eukaryota; Fungi; Ascomycota; Pichiomycetes; Serinales. The record is from RefSeq and is a predicted model, not a curated record. Gene Ontology annotation, cellular component: kinetochore; Ndc80 complex. Gene Ontology annotation, molecular function: protein-containing complex binding. The transcript has a single exon. The coding region runs from base 80 to 1489 and encodes 469 amino acids. Gene Ontology annotation, biological process: mitotic spindle organization; attachment of mitotic spindle microtubules to kinetochore; kinetochore organization.